This is a messenger RNA of Guillardia theta CCMP2712, 795 nucleotides long. RefSeq lists its product as hypothetical. NCBI's taxonomy places the organism in Eukaryota, Cryptophyceae, Pyrenomonadales, Geminigeraceae. The record is from RefSeq and is a predicted model, not a curated record. The annotation marks the transcript as partial. The transcript is spliced from 3 exons.
AGACAGUCCCAUCAGCACAGAAAAGCUCAAUACCUGUCCGCCGACAAAGACUUACAAUGUGUUGAAUGGCCUGUCUCAGUAUCACAGCCCGGAUGAGAUGGCAAAUAGCCGUGAGCGACGAUUCUUGUACAACAAGUCGCUGUGGAAUUCGCAUCGAAACUCGAACAAGAUCCUUGAAGGCCCGAGCAUCCGGAAUCUGAUAAGGCAGAAGAUUGACGAUUCCUUGCUGGAGAACAACCCUCUGCUGGAGGACAACUUCUACCCGCACUCGAGCACCCCCGACAGCAUGAAGUACAACAAUCAGUUCAGAGGCGCGAAGAAGCCGAUGACGAGUCGUGAGGAGGAAAGGAGCAGCAGGGGACACUACCUGCCGUCCGUGGGCCCUUUGAGGAACCCCUCCAUGAAAGAGAGCAGCGCGAGCCCCGCCCAAGAGGACAGGGAGAAGAACCUCUUCGAGAGGAUCAUCGCUGACCUGCCCUCCCCUGUCCUCACGAGGACCGCGUCUAAGGGGCAGGACAGCCCGAUCCAAGCUCGGCUCGAGCAGUCGGAGAAACUUGAGAAGACUCUAAGGCAGCAGGUUCAGCAAGUCAAGGUUCUUGCCCAAGUACUCUUUGCAGACUGGGAUGCUCGUCAGAGUGCCAUCUCUUGAGGGAGAUGGACUUUUGUGACUGUAAAUUUACAUUUUCCCUUUUUUGAAGUUGAAUGACAAAUCUAAAAAGAUAAUCUCCUAAACUCGAACAAGCUAAAGAGAAAUCGGAUUGGAUUGUUGAACAAGUAAAUCUGAUCAAUUCUUUG